This is a messenger RNA of Colletotrichum tamarilloi, 270 nucleotides long. RefSeq lists its product as uncharacterized. The annotation marks the transcript as partial. NCBI's taxonomy places the organism in Eukaryota, Fungi, Ascomycota, Sordariomycetes, Glomerellales, Glomerellaceae. The record is from RefSeq and is a predicted model, not a curated record. The transcript has a single exon.
UUUUUCUUUUACUCCUCCAAGGUUCCAUUCUGUGUUACAACGCUCGGUUGGGGGUUAGCUGGUGGGUUCACUGGGUUGGGUGUCGCUGCACGGCCUGCUCACCACAGCCAGAUGGGCGGCUUCGGGAGGAAAGGCGACAGGGAACGGACAGGGAGGCAGGGGAUGGCAGGCCGAGCUAGCGGUGCACGCUGCAAUGUGCAUGGUGCCAUGGUGGUAAUGGGUGGUGGAGGUGGAGGGAGAGGAGCACAGGAGCACAGGAGUACAGGAUGA